Molecule: messenger RNA, 4784 nt
Organism: Motacilla alba alba
Lineage: Eukaryota; Metazoa; Chordata; Aves; Passeriformes; Motacillidae
Gene: CDHR5
Product: cadherin related family member 5
Exons: 14
Coding region: 145-2265 (706 amino acids)
Biological process (GO): homophilic cell-cell adhesion; calcium-dependent cell-cell adhesion; adherens junction organization
Cellular component (GO): membrane; adherens junction; catenin complex
Molecular function (GO): cadherin binding; calcium ion binding
Source: RefSeq, a predicted model, not a curated record
GAGACAAAGGUUGAACCACGGCAAUCCACGACCAGCUGGUGUUUCUUGAUGCCAUAAAGUGGUGAGUGCAAACAAGGGCACAGGGCAGAACAGGGAGAUCAGCUUAGCUGGAAAAAGGGAUUUUUCAGCAACUGGCAGCUCACCAUGGCUAUUCCUCACUGGCUUCUCAUGUCUGCACUCUUCCUGCUGCCCCUCUUGGCACAGAUUUCAGCACAGGAACCAGGAUGUUCUGUCAGUAACAACAACCCAAUCAUUCCUGAAAAUAAGUGUCCUUAUGUGGCGACUACCAUCCAAGUGCAGCCAGGUUACACCGUAACAAUUGAUCCCAGUUUCCCCGAUGGCCAGUUCUUCACCAUCGAGGGCUCCGAGCUGCAGCUGACAAAGUGUGUGGACUAUGAGGAAGACCCCAUGCUGCUGCUGUACCUGACCUGCAAGGGCCCUGCUGGGCAGAGCGAUUCCUUGGAAAUCCUGGUCACCAUUCUGAACGAGAACGAUAACCGCCCCAUGUUUCCACAGCCAAACAUCACCAGGAAUGUCCCAGAGGAUACAGAAGUGGACACAGCCAUUGUAGCCCGUGGAGAAGUAACUGCUACUGAUGCUGACCUGGACACCAUCUACUAUGAACUCACUACCACAGUGCAGAACGCAGAUGGUUAUUUUGCCAUAAGGGGAGUGAAUAACCCGGAAAUUUAUUUACAAAGAGCAUUGGACUACGACAAAUUUAAUUCGACAACGUUGCUCUUGUAUGCGAGGGACAGGCCUGUGACCAGCCCCGAGGCCACCAACAUGGCCACUGCAACAAUAACCAUCACCAUCAAGCAGAGUGACACCCGGGCACCCUGGUUCCUGCCCUGCACCCGGCUCCACAACGACGCCAGCGUCUGCAUCAGCAGCCCCUACUCCGGCAGGGUCAACAUCUCCGAGAUGUCGCCAGACCCGCUCCUCCUGGAGCCAGGACCCAUCUAUGCUGUGGACCCUGACUACACCAUCAGCGACAGGAUCGUGUACAGAAUUGUUGGGGGGAAUACAAAUGAAGUGUUCUCAGUGGAUGCAGACACAGGGAAUCUAACCAUGAACAAAAUAGUGACUACCCCAGAUUCCUUUCUGUUGCAAGUUAUGGCCACCCAGGUCAGCAAUGUCAGGAAAUACUCUGUAGCCACUGUAGAGAUCAAGGUCAUCAAUAAAAGCAACUUUCCACCCUACUUCGAGAAGAGGGUCUACAAUGGGACAGUGUUUGUUGGGCUGCCCCUGAGAAGCUUCGUCUACCAAGCUGGAGAUCCUUCCACCCCCCUGGUGAUAACAGCAACGGACCAGGAUUUCCCUGAUAAAGUCAACCCCAACAUUGAGUACUAUCUCAAAAACAGCACUGAUUUCAUCGCAACCAGGGAUGGGCUCAUCCUGACCAACAAGGUGCUGGAGUCCCCAGGAACCGUGACCAUCCAGGCUGUUGGAAAAGAUGUGUUGAGCCUGCAGGAGGCAAGCACCAUAAUUGUGGUGGAGGUCGUUCUUGCCACAGCUGUAACCCCCUCUGACAAGAUGUACUCUGCUCAGGACAUGGCUAUCUUAGGGGGCACUUUAGCAGCACUGCUGUUAAUUGCCUUAGUCUUGCUUGGAGUGCUGGUAUGGAAAUCCAGUAGAUGGGACAGAAAACCUUUCAAGUUCCUGGUGAAGAAAAAGCUUUCCAAGGACAUCUCUGGGGGUCACCAGAACAAAUAUUACCAGGAAGAUGAACAGCCAGCUGUGAGCACCAAGCAGCAUGAGACAUCAGAAACCAGCAGUGUCCAGGCAGAGACUCCUGUGCCAGAGCAGCCAGCACUUGCAUCACACUUCUCCAGUGCAGAGGAAACUGAGAGUCUCCCAAAGGACUCCACAGCUUCCACUGGCAUCUUGGACCAGGAAGAGGAAGAGGAAGAAAAGGAAGAAGAGGCUGGGCAGGAGAAAGAAGUGAAAUCAAUCCUCAAAACAGACAGGCACGUGGGAGAUGAUGGCUACAAAGCUGUGUGGUUUAAGACUGAUGUGGACCCCGAGGCUGGAGAGAGGGUUGAAGUGAUUGAGGACAAUGCAGCAGAUGAUAAUGAUGAUGAUGAUGACAGUGACCAAGAUCUGCAGAAGAAUGAGGAAGAGGAGGAAGAAGGUUCUGACACAGAUGGUCACCACCGAGGGCUGGGAGUGUCCUUUUCCCCAGAGAGCUCAUCCCUCCCAGCAGCAGAGGUGACAGUCAACAUGUCUCACACAGGUGCAGGGACAGAUGACAGUGAGAUAUAAAGGAAAUUGGGUACAUACCCACAAAAAUGGGACAAUCUCAGCUUCUUUGCUGACAUGAAGCCUAUCUUUCUGCUCAGGGGGGAAAACUGGAAUGCAGAAGGAUGAGGUUAUCUGUCCUGCUUGUCUGAAUGCAGCAAAUAAGGCCAGAAGACAUUACAGCUAAUUAAACCCUUUAGUGAGACCUUGGAAUAUCACUUGGGAUUUUCAGGGUGAAGCGUUUCAUCUUUCCACCUUCCUGCCUGUUCCCCCUGGGUCCCUUGGCAUCGCCUUUCCUGAACUGGCUGCAGGUACAGCAGAGCUGCAGCUGGCCUGGCCUGGCCGCAGGGAGCCCAGCUCUCAGGAGCAGUCAAGUCGCACACUCCGGUGUUGUUUGGCUCUUCCCUUUAGGGUGGUGCAGCAGGAUGUCAGCAACUCCCUCUGAGCCUGCAGGUGCUCCUGUGACUACGCAGGAGCAGACUUCAAGGCUUGGCUCUGCUCUGUUCUCCCAGCACAAACAUCUGGAAUGUGCCACCAGGCCCUUGUCCUGCCAGCCAGGAGGUUCCAUGCUCAGGACCUGCUGUUUCCUUUGUCACGGGUAAACACGGACUGAUCACAUGAAGGACUUUGUCAUCAAUUUUCUGUGUCAUAAACCCACUGAUUGUGCAGUACUUUGGCUGUCUAUCUGCUAUCUGUCAGCCAAAGAGCUCCUGAGAUAUUGUCUUCAAGUGCCAAGUCAGCACUCUGCUUCCAGCCAGCAGAGGGAAGGAAAUAUUUGAUGUUCUUGUCUAGAUUUGCAUCUCCCAUCAAACAAUCUCUUCCCCAGCUGGCAGCCAAAAGCUGGGCUGGUUUCCACCAGCUGAGAGCAUUUGCAUCUUCUGAUGUGGAUUUGCAUCUUCUGAUCAUCAGCACAAGAUUUAUGCUGCUCCUGGAGAAAGAAACAAAAGAGUGACUGCUGGGAUCUGCAGGAACAUCAGAGCACAUGUGAUUCCCAGGGAGGCUUUUAUCCUCUUGGGCCAUACAUGUCCCUGUCCCAGUGUUCCCAUGCUCACUCCUGCUCUCCUGUCUCUGAGGAAUGCUGCCCUGGCCUCUUGGACUUCGGGAGCUGUGUUUGUGUUGCAGAUCAAGCCCAGGACCUGGGAAGCUUUCCUGCUUCCCGCAGCAAAGCUGUUUGCCCGGGAAUUACAGUGUGGUAGUGGAGGGUGGGGAGUGCAGCCAGUGUUUGCCAUAUAAAGAAUCCCUCCAGGAGCUUUGGGAUAUCUCCAGGAAGCAUUUUCCACAGGAUUAUGAGAACUCUCUGGCAGCUGCUCACUCCUAACCCAAUACCUCUGGCCACCAGCAAGGCUGAGGUCGAGCCUGCCCCCCGUGCUGACGCUGCUCGUGGGAGGGUUGCUGAUGUGGGGAGAAGCUGGAGUGCUUCUCUGCUGUUUCCUUGGUGGCUGUGCUGUGUGUGGUCCAUUGCUGUCAGUGCUCUGCUGUCUGUCUGCCUUCCCUCUGCUGCUGGGUACUCUGGAGUGCUGCUGGCACACUGAUUUAUGAGCUCCCUACGACUGCAAUCUGUGUUCAGCUCUUGGUGCUUUCCUUCUCCUCACCAGUGUGCUUCCCAUGCUCUUGGAAUGGGACUGGUCCCAUCAAACCAGUCUUUGUUUUCUCCCAGGUCUCACCAGUGCACACAGCCGCAGGGUUUGGUGUUUUUCAGGGUUAUGGGUGUUUAAUUUCAAAGGAGAUGAUGUUUGGUAAAUAUUGUGGAAGUGGAAGUGGUGGUUGUUGUGAGGAGAAGAAGCAAAAUACAACAAUAAAACUUGGCAGAGCUCAGCUGCUUCCAGCUGUUGCCUGUUAAAGCCUCCAGAUCCCGUGUUCUCGACUCCUGUCUUUUUGGAAAGAAAUUAAGAAAAAUGUGUAAGGAACAAGAAGAAAAUUUAACCUUUUAAGUUCAAGUCCAUGUGAGCUUGCACUCCAUCUGUAUGGGUUGGUUUGUCUGCUGAGGCUGGGGAGGGUGACAGAGUUUUUGCAUCCUUGUACAACAGUCAUGUUCAUUUAUAAAUAUGUGCAUGAGAAAGAAAAAUGUACUGGUAGAAAUGUUUUUAGAAAAGUGGAUCAGCUUAAGUGUUUUUUGAUGGCAAAUAAAUAUCUACAUACCUUGAAGGUCUCAUCCUUACACUCCCAAGAUAUUCAAGUGCUUUUGGAAGUUUAACUCUACAGGUAGAUGUAAGAAAUCUCUUUCACCCCAUCCCCAGUCAGACUCUGUUUUUAUUUCUGUACCAGCUUAGAAUGAUACUUUUUUAACACUUGCAAUGCAGGGCUCUAAAAAGCUGGUCAGCAAAUCUGCACGGGGAGAAAGAGCAGUUUCAGCGUGGCUGUGGUAAGUGAGGAUUUGAUGUUUUACAGCUGGGAGUGGCACGGAUGCCAAGGGAGAGGAUCCUCACGGCUUGCCAGCCUCGAGCACCCUCUCCUGAUGUAACACAGACCUGGAAUGUGCCUGUUUCACCUUCAUUUUAGCCUCUAGAAGUAAAGAAGCCUCUCAGCUGCCAGGGGAAACUCUA